This is a messenger RNA of Daktulosphaira vitifoliae (grape phylloxera), 3966 nucleotides long. It is a transcript of the gene Msh6, whose product is annotated as DNA mismatch repair protein Msh6. Gene Ontology annotation, biological process: mismatch repair. Gene Ontology annotation, cellular component: nucleus; MutSalpha complex. NCBI's taxonomy places the organism in Eukaryota, Metazoa, Arthropoda, Insecta, Hemiptera, Phylloxeridae. The record is from RefSeq and is a predicted model, not a curated record. Gene Ontology annotation, molecular function: mismatched DNA binding; ATP-dependent DNA damage sensor activity; ATP binding. Bases 282 to 3782 code for a protein of 1166 amino acids. The transcript has 22 exons.
CGGCAAUUAGAAAUGGCGGUAAAAUUAUAAUAGCAUAUAAUGUAACAAUUCAUUUCUUUUGAAUUCUAUUGUUAAUAACAUUAUUUUGUAUUCUUUGUUGUUAGAAAAACAAUUCAACGAAUCAAAUUAUUAAACAGAACCUGAAGAUAUUUUUAAAUUUUAAAUUAGUUUUUCAUUAUAUUUUCUUUUAACUUUUUGAUGAGUUCAUGUUAAAAUUCGAGCUUUAAAACAAGUUGAUGUAGAUAUUUUUUUUGUGAAGUACUUUAUCAAUUAUAUUAACUAUGUCAAAAAACACAUUGUUCAAUUACUUUAGUAAGUCGCCUGGAACACCUAGUUCUAAGGUUAAAGAAUCACCUAAACGAGUUGAAACAAAAACUCCCAAGAGAUCAGCUCAAAGAGAAGUAGUGACUCCUAAAAAUGUUAAGGACAGUUCGAAAAAACCUAAAUUAAACAAGAGUAGUACAAAAAAAACUAUCGAAAAAAGAAGACAAAAACAUGAAGAAUCAGAUGAAGAUGAAGAUAUUCAAUUACCAAAAAAAAAAAAGCGAAGACUUGCUCUAGAAGAAAUCAGUGAUGAUGAAGAAGAUUCCGGAGAUGAAUAUAUACCAGAUAAAAAAGCUACAGUUGAAAGUGAAACGGAAUCUGAAGAUAGUGUGGAAGAAUCUGAUGAAGAUUCUUUUAUUAAUGAUGACAGUGAUGGUGAAUCUCCCAUGAAUAAGGUUUCAAAAUCUAAACCAAAAUCUAUUAAAUCAAACAGAAAAUUGAAUGGUAAGAAAUCAUUUGUUUCAAAUGUUGAAAAAUCAAACAAAGAGAUAAUCAAGGGAGUUGUAGAUCAUGAUAAUUGGCCUCAUUUAAAAUUGGAGUUUUUGAAAUCUGACAAAAUUAGAGAUGCUAAUCGAAAAUCACCAUCUGAACCUAAUUAUAAUCCUCGUACAUUAUUUGUACCAGAAGAUUUCAAACAAAAAUUAACUCCGGCUGUCCGUCAGUGGUGGGAACUUAAAUCACAACAUUAUGAUUGUAUACUUUUUUUUAAAGUUGGGAAAUUUUAUGAAAUGUAUCACAUGGAUGCAGUAACUGCUGCUAAAGAACUUAAUCUUUUGUAUAUGAAGGGUGAUUUUGCUCAUGUUGGAUUCCCAGAAAGUGCAUAUGGUCGAUUUUCUGCUAUUCUUGUAGAAAAAGGUUAUAAAGUAGCACGUAUUGAACAAACAGAAACACCUGAUAUGAUGUUAGAACGCUGUAAAACUUUAAAAAAAACAACUAAGUUUGAUAAAGUUGUUCGCCGUGAAAUUUGUCGAAUCACUACCAAAGGUACGAGAACUUUUGGUGUAAUUGAUGGUGAAACCAAUGAUCCAGAAAAUUCAUUUUUAAUUGCAUUAUCAGAAAAAGAAUUAAGUCCAUCUUCGUCCAUGUAUGGAGUAUGUUUUAUAGAUACCUCAAUUGGUCUUUUUUAUCUUGGGCAAUUUGAAGAUGAUUGCCACUGCUCAAGGCUAAGAACAUUAUGUGCACAUUAUCCUCCUGUGCAGAUUUUGUUUGAACGUAAUAAAUUAUCGCCACAUACUAAAAAAGUAAUAGAUACUAUGCUCUCAAGUGCUAUAAAAGAGGCUUUAAUUCCAGAAGUAGAAUUCUGGUCUUCAUCAAAAACAUUAGUAACAUUAACCGAAGGAGAUUAUUUUAAGAAAGAUAAUAAUACAGUAUAUCCUGAAAAAUUAAAGGAAUUCCUUGGAUGUGAUUCUGAUUUUCAGUUGAAUGCUAAUGAUGCUUGUGAUUUGGGAAUAAAAAGUUUAGGUGCAGUUAUUUGGUAUUUAAAACAAUGUAAAUUUGAUUAUCAACUUCUUACAAGAGGUCGAUUUGAAAUUUUUAAACCAGUUGACAUAGAAUGCAUCAAUAUAUACAAUCAUGAUGAUAUAAAAAUAAAACACAUGAUAUUAGAUGCCAUCACUUUAAAAAAUUUACAUAUUAUAGAAAACUCUAUUGGAUCUUGUGCUGGGACAUUAUUGAAUAAAUUGAAUCAUUGUUCUACUCCAUUUGGAAAAAGAUUACUGUAUCAGUGGUUAUGUAAUCCUUUAACAGAUAUUUCUAAUAUUAAAGCUAGACAAAAUGCCAUAUCAUCAUUAAUGAUCAUUCCAGAUUUAGUUCGGGAAAUUCGUAGUGAAUUAUCAACUUUGCCAGAUUUAGAACGAUUAUUUUCAAGAAUUUAUUCUCAGAGCUGUAAUGGUGUUGAAUCUGACCAUGCUGAAACUAGAGCUAUAUACUUUGAAGAAAAAAUAUAUUCUAAAAGAAAAAUUAUUGAUUUUAUUUCAAUAUUGAAAGGAUUUAGAACAAGCAUGAAAAUAAUGAAAAUUUUGCAAAGUGAAAAUAUUGAAAGUAAUGAUUCUGAAUGUAAUUUAUUGACAAAAAUUUGCAACCACCCAUCCAGUGUCCAUCCUGGAAUAUAUCCUAAUUUGACAGAAUUGUUGGAUAAUUUUGAAAAUUCAUUUGAUCACAAUGAAGCGAUGAAACAUGGCAGAAUUUUUCCUGAACCAGGAAUGGAUGAACAAUAUGAUGCAGUUCUAGAAAAAAUUCACAACCUAGAAGCUGAUUUAAAAUGCUAUUUAAAAGAACAAUGUAAACACUUUGGAUGUAAUGUUGUUUAUUUUGGAACUGAUAAAAAACGUUACCAAUUAGAAGUGCCAGAAGUUGCAUCAAAAAGAGCUGGUGAUGAAUAUGAACUUCAAAGUCAAAGGAAAGGAUUUAAAAGAUAUACUACUAAUUAUACUAAGAAAUUUCUUGAUCAAAUGAUUAGUUACGAAGAAGAAAAAAUUGAUGUGUUAAAAAAUCUAAGAGAACGUAUUUUUACUAGAUUCUGUGAUAAGUUUGAAGAUUGGAAUAAUGCUAUUCAAUGUUUAGCUACACUUGAUGUUUUUAUAUCAUUAGCAGAAUACUGUCGCUGCGAAGAGCAAACCAUGUGUAUUCCUAAAUUUUAUCCAGCUCUACUUAAUAAGAAACCAUUUGUUGAACUAAUUGAUGGACGCUAUCCUUGUGGUACUAGCGAAGAAAAUUUCAUUCCAAAUGAUAUAAUAAUUAGUAAAGAAAAUAAUAAUUUGUGGAAUUCGAGUCUAAUUUUAGUUACUGGCCCCAAUAUGGGAGGAAAAUCUACAUUAAUGAGACAACUUGGAAUUAUCACAAUAAUGGCUCAUAUGGGCUGUUAUGUACCAGCAAAACGUUUUGAACUUAAUCCAGUUGAUAGAAUUUUUACCAGAAUUGGUGCUAAUGAUAAUAUCAUUGCUGGUGAAUCAACAUUUUUUGUAGAAUUAUGUGAAACUUCUGCUAUUCUACAUCAUGCUAGUCGGUUUUCAUUAGUUCUUGUUGAUGAAUUAGGUAGAGGAACUUCGACCUAUGAUGGUACUGCAAUUGCCUCAGCUGUUGUCAAAGAGUUAGUACAAAAACAAUGCCGAACUCUUUUUUCUACACAUUACCAUUCAUUGGUAGAAGAUUUCAAAACAAAUCUACUUGUUGCCUUAGGACAUAUGGCAUGUAUGGUAGAAAAUGAUGAAACAAAUGAUACAGAUACUGACAAAGAUCUUGAGACCAUUACUUUCCUUUAUAAGUUUGCUAAUGGAGCAUGUCCUAAAUCAUAUGGAUUUAAUGCAGCACGUCUUGCAGGAAUGCCUUCAGAAAUAAUUAAACUUGGGCUGUGUAGAGCAAAAGAAUUUGAAACUGUUGCUAAACGUAGAAUUCUUUUUAAUACUUUAUUUUCAUCUGAUGAUCCAACUGCAGUAAAAAAUGCUAUUUUAGCAUUAUAAAAUUUUUAAUUAUUUAACAAUACACCAUUUAAAUAUUGUCUAAAAAAAAAUACUUCAAUAUUAAUGUAUAUGCAUUGUUAUUAUACUAUUUAUUUUUAAUUAUUAUCAAAUUGAUUUAUAUUCUUUGUUCACAUUUUUAUUAUUACUAUUACUUUAUUUGAAUAAAACAGAUCAGUUAACCUAA